AUGGCUUUAGAGGAGGUUGAAGCAACUAAUGACAUUGAUGAGUCCUAUGAAGAUAAUUUACAAGAGGAGGUUGAAGGAAACAAUGACAUUGUGUAUGUUGCAGAAAAUUUUGAAGCAAAAUCUAGAGAAAGAAAGAAAUUAAGAGUCUUAAGCAAUGAAGAACGCAUGUCUAUUUAUCAUGAGCUACUACAAAAAAGCGUUGAUGGACAAUUACGUAAAGGAGCUACAAAUGAGGUGGCUUCAUCAAAUUCGGUUCCUAUAAGAACUGUUCAACGUAUUUGA
Vicia faba (fava bean) is the source of this 282-nucleotide messenger RNA. The record is from the annotation of a GenBank genome assembly. Lineage: Eukaryota; Viridiplantae; Streptophyta; Magnoliopsida; Fabales; Fabaceae.